UGUGUCAGUGAGCGAUCGCCUGCCGCUUGGUGUUUAAUUAUUGAAUCGUAAAUGUGGUGUGUUUGUGAGAUAAUGAGAAAACACACUUUAGAUUACCUAAUUAUAAAGUGAUGAAAGUGCCCUGAGUUCAGUGUUCUGUUUAAAAAGUUAAUUUCUUUUGUAUGUCAUCGGACUCUUCAAUAUGGCGGCACCCCGUCAGAAGUCACAACAGAAAAACAUUUCUUCGAUAUUUUCGAAAUUGCACGGUGCGUUUUCCGACGCCGUGUACCCCUCUAAGCUCGCGACGGACAAAAGGACACUGGACAAGACUUGGAAGUUGAUGGACAAAGUGGUGAAACUAUGUCAGCAUCACAAAAUGAAUUUGAAGAACAGUCCACCGUUUAUUCUUGAUAUUUUGCCCGAUACAUAUCAGAGGUUACGCAUAAUCUACUCCAAAUACGAGGACAAUAUGGUGGAGUUGAAUAACAAUGAACAUUUUAAUAUAUUUAUAAUUAAUUUGAUUAGAAAGUGUAAGCAGGCUAUAAAGUUGUUCAAAGAGGGGAAAGAGAAGAUGUUUGAUGAGAACUCCCACUAUAGACGCAACUUGACUAAGCUUAGUCUGGUCUUCAGUCACAUGUUGAGCGAGUUGAAGGCCAUGUUUCCUAAUGGGACUUUCGCAGGUGACCAGUUUCGUAUCACCAAGAGUGAUGCUGCUGAGUUUUGGAGAACCAACUUUGGCAACAGCACCCUGGUGCCCUGGAAGCAUUUUCGCGAGGAGCUAAACAACGUGCACCCGAUAUCAUCGGGGCUGGAGACGAUGGCUCUGAAGACAACGAUAGACCUUACGUGCAAUGACUUCAUAUCCAAUUUCGAGUUUGACGUGUUCACGAGGUUAUUUCAGCCUUGGAGUACGCUGUUAAGGAACUGGCAGUUGCUGGCGGUGACCCAUCCGGCUUAUGUGGCUUUCCUUACGUACGACGAGGUCAAGGCCAGAUUACAAAAGUACAUUCAUAAGGCUGGCAGUUACGUGUUCAGAUUAUCGUGCACAAGGCUCGGCCAAUGGGCGAUCGGAUACGUAACAGUGGACGGCGAAAUCCUACAGACUAUACCACAGAACAAGAGUCUGGUGCAGGCGUUACUUGAUGGAUAUAGAGAGGGAUUCUACCUAUAUCCGGACGGUCGCGAUAUAAACCCCGAUCUGAGCAGCGCAAUCAUAUCGCCAGCCGAAGACCACAUAACAGUUACGCAGGAACAGUACGAGUUGUACUGCGAAAUGGGCAGCACGUUUCAAUUAUGCAAGAUAUGCGCGGAGAACGACAAGGACAUUAGAAUAGAGCCUUGUGGACAUCUAUUGUGUACGCCCUGCCUUACCGCUUGGCAAAUCGACUCGGAAGGUCAAGGUUGUCCGUUCUGCAGAGCGGAGAUAAAAGGCACGGAACAAGUUGUUGUGGACGCAUUUGUACCUCCGCGACCGCCCACCACUACUACUGAUGUCAAAAUAGCAAAGACUGCAGUCAAAGCUGUAUCAUCCAACUCGUCUGGUUCGUCGGGAUCGUCCGGUUCAUCGUCGGGAUGCAAUGGUUCAAGUACUGAAGUAACGAUAUCAAGCAACUCAAACGGCUGGUCGUCUAGAAACACCACAUUCAACGGAUUAACAGACGACAUCGACGAUCCUGAGGAUUGGUCAGAAUUCAACGCGGCAACGUCAACAAUAGACGCCCUCCGACCGGGAGUGAGAUCGGCCGGGGCUUCACCGCGCCACUCUCCUCGCGCAACGCGGAGAGCGCCCAUGCCCACGGAGAAUGCCUACGGAGAGUUAAGAGCGCCGCCAUUACCGCCAAGGAAAAGUCUCUCUCCAGCGGAGACUAUUGUUGCAGCGUCUAGUGUUCAAGAUAUUGCGGCAGCUAGUAGUAUUAUGGAACCCCGCCGCCGUUCAUCUCUCGAACCUGAACCGGACUCGCGACAUCGCCUCACCUCAGUUAUCACUGGAUCAACGGAAACUAUCACUGGACUUAUCGAUACAAGACAUGAGGUACCGCCAGAUCCACGAGCUUUUGAGAAACCUCGAAGAGCCUGCACACCACAAUCAAACAGCCGACCACUUCCAGCCCCGCCUCCCGAAAGGCUAACCGAACCCAAACCUGAGAAGCAAGACCAAAAACUACCUGAACGACAUAUUGAAAGACAACCGGACAACAGAAUUCCAGACAGACUGCCAGAGAGACACAUUGAACGACCAAUAGAUAAUAGGCUACCUACCGAAAGGCAACAAGACAAUAGGCUAUUAGAAAGACACAUUGAUAGGCAUCAAGAUAUAAGACUUCUAGAAAGAGUUAUCGAAAGGCAACCAGAUAACAGACUCCCAGAAAGACACAUCGAUAACAGAUUAACUGAACGGCAACCGGAUAAUAGAUUACCAGAACGACACAUUGACAGACAAUUAGAUAUCAAGCCACCAGAAAGGCACGAAAGACAAGAAAAUAGACAAAUAAACGAUAGACUAAUCUCACUAGAUAAAGAAAGGCAUUCGGAAAAUCGAACGCAAUUCGAGAAAAUAGAGAACAGAACAGAUAGAUCUAAUUCAGAAAAUAGAAUAUUGGAGCGACAAGCGGAAAGAUACGUGCAAGAUACUAGAAAUAUAGAUUUCCGGAAUCCACCAGAAAGGCCUGAUAAGCCUGAUAGGGAUAGGAUGCAAAGCUCUGAUAGAUCCAGUUUCGAUCGUGAUACUAGGGUUGAGAAUAGAGCGCCUCCAAGGCAGCGAUCUUUACCUUCUACAACGAGUGGUAGUAUGGACAGUCAGCCAACGAAAUCUACUACAAUGCCAAAAUUUCCAUCGGAAGAUGUCAAGGAUCCGCCUUAUGAGAACGUUGGUGUGGAGAAAAAUGAACUGGCUGUAGCACCCAAAAAGAUCAAUCCGUUAACUCACGACAAACACGGACGAAAGUACUGCGACAACGUAUCGUACGAAAAUAUAAAUUUAGACUACAUCGCUCGUUUGGUAGGCGAGGGAUACCCCAAGGACAUCGUUGUGCGAGCAUUAGGCAUCACUAGGAACGAUCUAGAAAUGGCGUGCGAUAUAUUACACGAGUUCGGGUGUAAAGUGCAACAUAAAUGCUAGGAUAUUAAAAUUUUAUAGGCGGCACUAAUUUUUAACUUUGGACUAAUUUAAAAAGAUAGAGAUAGACUUCGAUUAUCAAUGACCCUUAUAUCUUAGAAGUACGAAUUACAAUUCAAAAUGGUUAUUAGGUCCAGCUUUGUAAUGCAAUAAAAAGGACCUAAACUCGGCGAACUCAAAAACUUUGUUCGCCACCUAAACUGCUGACUACGUAAAAUGUUAAAUAAUGUAAAUUAACUUUGACGUUUUUUGCAGACGAGAAAGAAUGUCUAUAUAUCCAUUUUUGUCAUGCAUGUUACUUUGUUGCAAGUAACGUAAAAAAAAUUGAUGUUACUUGCAUAACAAAAAUAGAUGGUCCAUCUAUCCUUCUAUCUGUCAUCCAAUGUCAAAGUUUGCUCAAAAACAUUAUAUGUUUACGUUUGCUGCACUUUGAUUGAAAGCAAGCAAACGUAACGAAAUAAAACCUAUACCAUUAAAUAUAUAACAUUAAUACAAGGUUCACUUUACAUUUGGCAAUAUAGGGUUGUUACAUUGAUCGUUCUAUCCAUCUUUUUAAUUUAAUCUGUGUUUUUUGACAUUACACUUUUUAAUCUGUUAUUUAACUUGACAUUAAAAUAUUUAGUCUGUUAUUCGAGUAUUUUCGGUGUUGCACGCUUUCAAAUCAAUUUUUAUUUAUAAAUAUAAAUUAAUUAAUGAUAUGAAGUUAUUACUUUGCAUGGCGUCACGUUCACUGGGUUGCCAAAUCGAAUAGCAUUAAUAACAAUAAGCUUCCUUGAGUUGGUGAUAGAUAAAAUAUGUAGUCAUAUUAUAAAAGGUAUUUCAUGCAUUUCGAUUUGUCGACCUAAUUGAUAUUGAGCUGUUUAAGUAUUGUGCGAUAUUCCGAAAAUAAAAGGGUCAAUCAAAAUUGUCACUAGGUCGAAAUUAGCAAAAGUAACUUAUCUUAGAAUGUUUCAUUAAAUUAAUAGACUAAUAUUAAAAUAAUAAUUGAAUGACGCGUGAUUAUAACGAUCUGGCAAGUUGAAUCUUAGCGUUUUUAAAACAUAAAAUUAAAUAAUUACUUAUUAUUAUUGUAUAUAAAUGUUUUAAUAGUUUUUUCAAAACGUUAUUUGGUUUAGUUGAAUUGUAUAAUAAUAAGAACUCGCCAAUAACAAUGUUUAGAUGCACAAUACAUUUCGUUGUUAUCGAUUAGUAUUAUAGAUUUAAAAUAUUUUUUGCUUUGAGGGUACAUUGAUAAUAAUUUUCGCAUAAGGUUACUCCAUACAAAAUGAUUUGUAGUUUGGUGGAAGUUUGUAUGGGUGAAAGCCAAGUGGGGGGGUGUUUAAUUUUAGCACUCGGAUAUCUGGCACUGGAUACUGGAGUGGGAGUGUGAAGUCUACCAAUUCGUGUAUAAUACCAGCGUGGUGGGCUACGGCCUAAACAUUUUUCAUUCUGAGAGUAGACCCGUGCCCCGUAGUGGGCCGUUAAUGCAUUAUCAUAAUAAUA
Molecule: messenger RNA, 4576 nt
Organism: Pararge aegeria (speckled wood butterfly)
Lineage: Eukaryota; Metazoa; Arthropoda; Insecta; Lepidoptera; Nymphalidae
Gene: Cbl
Product: E3 ubiquitin-protein ligase CBL-B-B
Exons: 13
Coding region: 182-3097 (971 amino acids)
Biological process (GO): negative regulation of epidermal growth factor-activated receptor activity; cell surface receptor signaling pathway
Cellular component (GO): membrane raft; plasma membrane
Molecular function (GO): calcium ion binding; ubiquitin protein ligase activity; phosphotyrosine residue binding
Source: RefSeq, a predicted model, not a curated record